Molecule: messenger RNA, 6142 nt
Organism: Arvicanthis niloticus (Nile rat)
Lineage: Eukaryota; Metazoa; Chordata; Mammalia; Rodentia; Muridae
Source: RefSeq, a predicted model, not a curated record
CGCGAGGAGGAGGAGGAGGUGUGAGGCAACCAUGGCGGGAGGAAUCAAAGUGGCGUUGUGGUCGGCGGUUGGUCCUGGGCCCCGGUGCUGGGGGCCCGGGAGCGGCGGGGCCGCGUGGCUGCUCCUGGUCGUCGCCGGCUGCGUAGUCUGCGGCUCAGCUGGAAUUGGUGUAAAUGUGGUCAUGCUUCAGGAAUCCCAAGUUGAUAUGAAUUCCAGUCAACAAUUCUGUUAUAAAAAUGUGCUUAUCCCAAAGUGGCAUGAUAUAUGGACACGGAUACAGGUUCGGGUAAAUAGUUCCAAACUGGUCCGUGUCACGCAGGUGGACAGUGAAGAGAAGCUGAAGGAACUAGAGCAGUUUACUAUCUGGAACUUUUUUUCUUCUUUUUUAAAAGAGAAGUUGAAUGACACCUAUGUUAACGUGGGUCUGUACAGCACAAAAACCUGCCUCAAGGUUGAGAUUAUGGAGAAGGACACCAAGUACAGUGUCAUUGUGAUCCGGAGAUUUGACCCUAAACUCUUCCUUGUUUUCUUCCUUGGACUGAUACUGUUUUUUUGUGGAGACUUGUUUAGCAGGAGUCAAAUUUUCUACUAUUCCACUGGGAUGAGCGUCGGAAUCGUGGCCUCUCUCUUAAUUGUCAUUUUUAUGAUCUCUAAGUUUAUGCCCAAGAGAAGUCCCAUUUACGUCAUCCUGGUAGGAGGCUGGUCCUUUUCUCUGUACCUCAUUCAGCUAGUUUUUAAGAAUUUACAAGAGAUAUGGAGAUGUUAUUGGCAAUAUCUUCUAAGCUACAUCCUCACAGUUGGAUUCAUGAGUUUUGCAGUGUGCUACAAGUAUGGGCCCCUGGAGAAUGAACGAAGCAUCAACCUACUGACCUGGACGCUGCAGCUGCUGGGUCUGGGAUUCAUGUAUUCUGGUGUUCAGAUCCCGCACGUUGCCUUUGCUCUCAUCGUCAUUGCACUGUGUACUAAGAACCUGGAGUACCCUCUCCACUGGCUGUGCUGCACCUACAGAAGGAUGUGUAAGGGAGCAGAAAAGCUUGCCCCCCCUCGCCUCCUGACUGAAGAAGAGUACCGGAUACAAGGAGAGGUGGAGACCCAAAAGGCUCUACAGGAACUCCGAGAAUUUUGUAACAGUCCAGAUUGCUCUGCCUGGAAGACCAUAUCUCGAAUUCAGUCUCCAAAAAGCUACCUCAUUGUUGUGAUUAUAUCAUUAACUUGUGAAGACCUCAGUACCAUGAAGUGUACUUGUGGCCCUUAUUUGCUGACUUCGUGGAAGGCUCUUUCCACCUCACGCCAAAUGAAGUUUCUGUUCACGAGCAGGAGUAUGGAUUAGGGAGCAUGUUUGCCCAGGACGAGGAGCUGUCCUCAGAGGAGGAGGGCUCGGAGUACCCCAGUCUCACACAAAACAAUUUCCUGACUUAAAUGGCAGUACGUUGUUUUCAUACAGACUGGCGUAAGGCCUUGGUGAUCCAUGUUGUAAGUGCUGUGUGAUUCUUCCAGGCUUUAUAACAACGUGGACCAGGUGCAGUUCUCCUACUGAAGUGAGGGGCUGAGUGGGCUACCCUCUCGCAGUACUUUUGGUGUGUACCUCAGGCUGGUCCUCUUCCAGGAAAGAGUGGUGUAGGCAGUGAAAGUUUGCUGAAUUCUGGUGACACUUGUCACUGUAACAAACCCUCAAAAAUGAGUAUUAGUACAGUAAUGCAUUCAAAUAGAGGCUGCAUCUUUUAAAGAGAAUCUAUAAGUCUGAGCCAUUUUUUACUUGCUGUUUGCUUCUAUUUCAGGAUCCUUAUAAUAAUCCUUAAUGAUUUAAAUAUUGAGGAAAAAUAGAUUGUUACGUAUAUUGGUUUUUAAACAAAUGUAUUUUUUUUUAAGUGCUAGAAAUUCAUGUUCUAGAACCAAUAAGUGCUCCAGGGUACAAACCUUGCUGAACCCCAGAUGUUUAUUGGUACAGAUAAUCCAUGAAAAGCCCUGGAGCUGCUGCUGUUGAGCCUUGACUUCUCACGAGUCUGAUUUUUACUUUGCUUGCAUUUAGGAGAGUGUCUGCUGCCCUUCUGUAGGUUCGCUUUCCCAGGCUUGUUGUUAUAUUUAACAUUGGCAUUCUUCUCUUGCCGUUUCUCAUCACUUGACUUUUCCCACUCGGGAAUUGUGUGCCCCGUUUCCUGUGGAGUGUGCACAGUUGAGAAUUUGUCUCAUUUUCUGAUUUGCCGCUGCCUCCUGCCUAACACUGAGGUGCCCUCCUCAUCUCCUGCUGUGUGCCUCAGACCGCUCCAGCUUCCCUCUGCAUCUGGCAUUUCUGUUUUUACUUUUCCUUCUGGACUGGGUGCCUGCCAUGUGCCUCAGGCUGGGCCUUUCACCGUAGCCUUUAACUGCUGGAAUAUUAAGCCCAUGCUGCUGUACCAAGCUUCUUUUUUUCUUCUUUUUUGGGUUUCGAGACACAGUUUCUCUGCAUAGCCCUUGCUACCCUGGAACUUGCUCUAUAGAGCAGACUGGCCUGGAACUCACAGAGAUCCACCUGCCUCUGCCUCCCAAGUGUGCUACCACCGGCUGGCAUGUCAGAUUUUUUGUCUUGUUUCUUAUAAAUAAAUAUCCCCUUUACCUUGGCUCCUACCUUAUGGCUAGGCAGAGAAGUCUUAUUUACACCCCUCUCCCCCGCAGUCAGAUCACAUACCUUCUGAGUUACUACACAAUCAGGAAAUUGUCCCAGGGCUGGGGAUGUAGCUCAGUGGUAGAGUGCUUACUUACUGGUUCACAAUGCAAGGCCCUGAUGGGGGCACUAGCACCAAAACUAAACAAAGCCUUAUCUCCUUUUUAUAUACCCAUUCUACCCAUCCAGCCCUCCAGCAUGCUCCCAGAGCAUGUCAGGUAUAAGCCCUGAACAACCAUCUGUUAAGUUUCUUUCUAUACAGUUUUAGUCUUGUGGCUGCCACACUUGACAUGGCAGAGGACAGACCUUCCUUCAGGUAUACUCCUGCCUCUGCUGCCCAUUCAGCUGUUAGCAUCAGACACGUUCCCCCUGAGGUUACUAUACUUAUUUCCAGUUGCAUUUCUGUAGAGAUGCUGCCUCUGCAGUGAGGUCAGCUUCAGAAUCCCUUGCCUUUGCAGAUCUCUUAGAAGCUGACAGGAUUAUUUAUGAGGGACAGACUCUCAAGUUUCUGCCGUUUGCUUGGUUCUUUCAUUGUGAUCUUCACCACUACACUGGAGAAGUGUGUAAUGUUUGUAAUUUCUUCAGCUAGGGAGGUCGGUGCUCACUCAGGGAUACAGCAUCAGACUCAUUGUCUUAGGACCAUCAAGGAGGAAGACGGUGUUUUCAGGAAGCUCUUAGGGCUUCUUCAGACCCACUUUCAACAUGUCAUUUUGGAAGACCCUGGGCUCUACUGCUAGCAUCCAAAAUGUCAGCUUAGACACCUCUCCAGGUGGCCAGUUAGUUAUUUCAACCAAUGUUCCCCAUAGCCUUAAAUUGUCCUAAAGUGACAGCUACCUCACUUUGUAGAAGAUGAUAGAGGAGAAAUGAUAACUGCACUGUCUGGUAUCCUGAUGCUGUGGCUUAGAGUUGCAGGGUACAAGAAACUUUGUAAUGGAACUUUUUUGUCUUUGUGAAUUAUGAAUAUGGUAAAAUUUGUCCCUUUUCAAAGAACUUAAGGCUUCUGAAGGAGUGGAAAUGAGCCUCAGGCAGUGAGUGUUUGUCCCAUAGGUGCAGACUGGGGUUCCGGUUCUGGCAUCCCCAAAACAAAGCCCACCACUAACAACAAAAGCCUUCAGAAUACACUAUUUUGGAGGCAUCUCUACAGAAAUUUAUACCUAGUAUAUUUUAGUGUAAACUCAGUUGUACAACUGGUGUAGGUCUUGGGAGAUCUUAGUGCCUUUCCCCCAGAUCACUCGUAUGGAUGGUAGCUUGCUAAAGAGGAGGCGGCUUUGGACUUACAUUCUUAUUUUAAGGAGAAUUCCCUGUGAGUGACUUUGCUCUUCUGUGGAUUGACUCCCUGUGAAAUACGGAUUUCUUUUCAAGGCCAUUUUUUUUUUUAAAACCGUAUUUGAAUUUGGGGCAAGCAAAGCAAGCUCAUUUUCUUACCCUGCCUGGUAGUGGGAGAACUGAAUGCUGAGAGAGCUGCUUCAGACAGUGAAGGACAGACAGUGCCUCUCUUGUAUGCUGUGCAUCCUUGCCCUGCCUGCCUGCCCGCCUGCCCGUCCGCCCAUGUGGCUCUGCUGGAUGCUUCAAGCCUGGCCUCUGCGUGCCCAGACACGGCUUGAGUCAGCUCAGUCUCAUUCCUCAGAAUGAUCUCAUGAAGGACUAAAGGGAGAACUGGAGUGAGCUGGACACUGGAGCCAUGUGUGCUGCCAUGUCAGCAAUCAGCAACUCAGAAAUUGGUUCCAGGACUUGGGGUCUUGAUGGUAUUGGAAAUCUAUUGCUUUUAAUGGGUCUGACCUGAGUUCAUAAAAUGUGACUCCCAUUAAUGGGAACACAAGAGGCACCCAGCAUAAAACUUUACAGUUUUCGUUUCCUCAUGAGAACAUAGUGAUGAAAGCCAGGAAAAGUUUAGCAACUUUGAUAACUUGGUUACCUUGAAAUAAGAAAGAGCUAAUUCCCCACCCACAUUUGUGUUCUCUCAGCAGUGAUGGUUUUGCCUGUGAUGGCUCUUUGGGUCCCACUGUUCCAUUUUACCAUAUUACCUCCCAUUGAAGGGCAUAGCCCUCUGUGAAUCAAUUGUGUUUUCUUUAGCUUACCCUACUUGGCAUGGGUGAUUGAGGUUUGGUGAAUGAAAAGACCCAAGGAGGCCAGAGAAUCCUUCUGGGCCUUGAUACCCAUGAAGGGUUUGGGAACGGGCUACAUAAUUGUUCUCAACCUUUUUGUUCCAGAAAAAAGAGAUGUGCUGAAAUGGUCAACAGAGUCAAAAUGGUUCUUAGCUGUGCCCACAGCUCUGCUGAGCUGAAGUAUGCAGACAAAAUUAAUGCCUUCUGGUAUUCCUGUGAACUCGGGUCUAAGAUAAUUGCCUGUAUUUGAAUGCUAAGAGUUUUAUUUGAACGUAGGAGAGGAUGGGCAGGUCUACUGAGCUCUCACCUUAGGUAGGCACUGAAACCAAGGGAUAAGCACAGAGUAGCCAUUGCACUUUAUGAGUGUGCCUGAAUGUGUUUGCUUGUAUUCUUGUAGCAGAAAUUAUUUGUUUGGGGGAACUUGGGCAGUUGUGGUAACCCGGUGGCAUUUUCGUGACUUGAUUAUGGAUUCUUUGGCUAUUGGAGACCAGAUGGUGACUACCUUGAAAAGGAGGUUUGGAAGUCAGGCAUGGUAGUUAGUAUCUGCUUGAACUUGGAAGGCUGAGUGAAGGGAUCACUUGAGUUGGAUAUUGGCAACAAUGGGGACCCCAUUUCAAAAUAGAAAAAGAAACAAGAGAGUGUUGGUGUCUUCCAUGACAGGACCAGAACCUACUGGGGAAUAAGCAAAGCAUAUGGAUACCCUUUAACUUCAGCAGGGACAGAAGUGGUCACAUAGACUCAGACAUGGAACUUUGGGCCACAUGUGUCCUCUGUGUGUCAUUUUUUUUUUUUUUUUUUUUGGCAUGCUCUUAACCACCCCCCCCCAGGGGGCAGAUACUGUUUAGACAGGGCACCACUCUGUAGCCCAGGCUGGCCUAGAAUUCAAUAUAUUUAUUACCCAGGCUUGCCUACAACUCACAGUAGCCUUGCCUCAGCCUCAUGAGUGCUGGGAUUACAGGCUUGAGCCACCAAGCCCUACUUCUUCUUUCACACUCUUGGUUUUAACUUGAAAAUGGUGAAUUCAUUUGCUUUGAACUUGCAUCUUGCAUGAGCAUCAAAGUAGUGACAGAUCGCCCCUGACAUGAGCCUUAAAGCCUGCCAGCCUGCCAUGGCUACACUUUCCAUGUUUAUGGAACUAUUCCUGAGAUAACAGGGCUAAGAAACUACUAUAGACAGUUUGUAGUCUGUGGGUAAUGCCUUAGUGUUAUUUAGAUAAAAUAUUUGUCAUUUAUAUUUAAUACAUGUUAGGAAAUGUUUAGGAAGAACAAAGUUUUCAGGGAUGGCUAUUUGCUACAAGUCUUCCACAUUUAUGUAAGAAAAACUGACACCAUACAGUUUUUUAUUUCUAUUGUGGCUUGUAAAUAAUCCCAACUUUAAUAAAGUUUUAUACUCUGCA